Messenger RNA from Camponotus floridanus (Florida carpenter ant), 1401 nucleotides. RefSeq names its product intraflagellar transport protein 46 homolog (gene IFT46). The transcript has 5 exons. Gene Ontology annotation, cellular component: intraciliary transport particle B; motile cilium; centrosome. The record is from RefSeq and is a predicted model, not a curated record. Lineage: Eukaryota; Metazoa; Arthropoda; Insecta; Hymenoptera; Formicidae. Bases 324 to 1313 code for a protein of 329 amino acids. Gene Ontology annotation, biological process: intraciliary transport; cilium assembly.
AAUAAAUUGUCACGAUUCGUGGUACGAUGGAUCGAUGUGGUCUUACAUCAUUUGUGGUUGGAUGGAAAAGAUGCGGCGUAUCUAAUUCAUCUUCGCAAAUCGUUAGAUUGUUUCAUAAGCCAGAGAUUACUAUUGCUGAAACGAAUAAUGAAUAAAUUAUUUGGAAGCGAGGGAAUCACCGUUUGCGAUUAAAAUCUAUCUAAUGCCAAUCGAUAAAGCUAUGGCAACGUUGGGAAAACAAAUCCCCACCAACUGUGAAUGGAACACAGACUCUGAGAGCAAUCGUCGAAGGACGCGUCGAUGGACAUUCCUCGGCGCGAAGCAUGGACAUCAAGGAUAGCAGCGACGAAGAGGACGAGAGGACGCGCGAUAUCCCGGCGUUUGGUAAAUUUGAUGAAACCAUUGUGGUACGCAACGCUGAGGAAAUUAAAAGUCCCGUAAGCCAUAGACCUGUGAGUUCUAGGAAAACGAGGAAAAGCGACAGUUCGAACACAUUGGAGGACAGCUCGCCACGCGAAAGGAAACAUGAAUUUAGAAGGUAUUCCAGCAACGAAAUCGGCUUUGAGAAAUCGCUGGAAAUCGGCAGCGAUCCCUCGGAUAGCGAAGAGAGCGACGACGAUGAUAUACAAGGUACAAAUGUAGCAAAACCAAUUGAUCUAUAUGAUCCCAAGGAAUUUGAAAAUCUGGAAGCAUCGACAGAAGUCAAAGAACUAUUUCAUAAUAUAAUGAGAUACACACCGCAGAGGAUCGAGCUGAACUACAAGUUGAUACCAUUCAUUCCCGAUUACAUACCUGCGGUCGGCGACAUAGAUGCCUUCAUAAAGGUGCCACGGCCCGAUGGCAUCGAGGAUAAGAUCGGUUUGACGGUAUUGGACGAGCCCUGUACCGAACAGUCCGAUCCCGCGGUAUUGCAUCUGCAGCUUCGUAGUCAUUCGAGAAGCGCCGGAGCGGCCGCCAGACAGGCUGUCGUGAAAAGGAUCGAGGACGCCGAGAGAAAUGGCAAAUCGAUCGACAAGUGGAUCGAUGACAUGAAUCAGUUGCACAGGAGCAAACAUCCGCCCACCGUGCAGCUAAAUCGAGCGAUGCCGGAUAUCGAUGGUUUGAUGCAGCAAUGGCCAGCACAGGUCGAAGAUAAGCUUAACGAAUUGCAAUUGGAUCUGUCGGGACUCGAUUGCGAUCUGCCUCAACUGGUCGACGUGAUUUGCAAUCUUUUGGACAUUCCCACGCGAGAGAAUACUAAAUUGGAAGCCCUGCACACGCUGUUUACGUUGUUCCUGGAAGUUAAAAAUGCCGAGAAUCGAAACUUUAGUUAACACGUUAGAGAGAAAGUAGAGAGAGAGAGAGGGAGAGAGAACUUCUGUGUACAUUUGUAUACAUUUGUAUAUUAGAUUGUAAACAAUA